CCGUUGCCUUUCUCAAUCAAAAAAUGGCGAAUCGUGGCGGUACCUCUAGACGCGUUCCUGAAAAUGAAGCUGCUAUCACAUAUGUGCAGUGCGAUGGAUUGGCGGUGAUGAAAAUAGUGAAACAUUGCCACGAGGAGUCAUGUAGCAACAUGGAGGUGGCCCAAGGGGCCCUGUUGGGGCUGGUUGUGGAAAACAGGCUGGAGAUCACCAACUGCUUCCCAUUCCCCAAGCAUGAUGAUACAAUGGAUGAGGAGGAAUACCAGCUGGAUAUGAUGCGUAGACUCCGCAGGGUCAAUGUUGAUCACUUUCAUGUUGGAUGGUAUCAAAGUGCCGAUGUUGGUAAUUUUCUGAGCCAGUCUCUGUUAGAGUCACAAUAUCAUUAUCAGACAUCAAUUGAGGAGAGUGUCGUAGUUAUCUAUGACACAAAGAAAUCAGCUCGAGGCUUCUUGACACUGAAGGCAUAUAGAUUAACUCCGCAGGCAAUAGCCAUGUAUAAAGAUGGUGAUUAUACUCCAGAUGCACUCCGUAAUCUGAAGAUUGGCUACGAGAGCUUGUUCGUAGAAGUGCCAAUUGUCAUUCGCAAUUCGCCGUUGACUAAUAUCAUGAUGUCGGAGCUGUCGGAGAUGAUACCGGAGGAGGAGGGCUCAAAGUUCCUGGAUUUAGGCACCGCAUCAGUGCUUGAGGGACAACUUCGUAGUUUAAUGGAACGCGUCGAUGAAUUAAAUCAGGAAGCAAUCAAAUUCAACCGCUACCAGCAGUUGGUUGUCAGACAACAGCAAGACAAGCACCGGUGGUUGCUCAAGAGGGCUCAGGAGAACUCUGCUCGUGCCGCUAAAGAUGAGCCUCCGCUACCCGAAGAGGAUGUGAAUAAGCUAUUCAAGCCGCACCCCGUCCCGUCUCGGCUGAACCCAAUGAUUGUAGCGGGACAGAUUAAUACAUACAGUCAACAUAUAAGCCAAUUCUGUUCGCAGAGCUUGGCCAAGCUGUAUUUGACGCAAGCGCUGCAAAAUGCGAAAGAAGCUAAGCAGAAUAAUUAAUUUUGUAUCUGGCAAUUAAAGUAAUCGAGGAA
This is a messenger RNA of Papilio polytes (common Mormon), 1069 nucleotides long. It is a transcript of the gene eIF3h, whose product is annotated as eukaryotic translation initiation factor 3 subunit H. The record is from RefSeq and is a predicted model, not a curated record. The transcript is spliced from 5 exons. Gene Ontology annotation, cellular component: eukaryotic translation initiation factor 3 complex; cytoplasm; cytosol. Gene Ontology annotation, molecular function: protein binding; translation initiation factor activity; metallopeptidase activity. Lineage: Eukaryota; Metazoa; Arthropoda; Insecta; Lepidoptera; Papilionidae. Bases 24 to 1037 code for a protein of 337 amino acids.